Messenger RNA from Gracilinanus agilis (Agile Gracile Mouse Opossum), 2217 nucleotides. RefSeq names its product tubulin epsilon and delta complex 2 (gene TEDC2). Bases 20 to 1423 code for a protein of 467 amino acids. The record is from RefSeq and is a predicted model, not a curated record. Lineage: Eukaryota; Metazoa; Chordata; Mammalia; Didelphimorphia; Didelphidae. The transcript has 10 exons.
CUCACCCUUCACAGCCGCCAUGCUGCCUGCCGACUGCUCGCGCAGGCUGGUUGCGGAGCUCCUAGGAGCUUUGGAGGCUUGCCAGAAGAAGGAGAAGGAUUUGCAACAAUCCCUUGCUCGCUGCCGGGUGUUGCUUCAACCUUGGGAAGUGGCCUCUCCCCCAAGCCCUGAGCCAGCCCGGAAGAGGGGUGAGGAAGCAGAGGAAGCUGGUGAUCCUGCAUGUGAACCAACUCCUAAAGAUCUCAAGGAACUGGAGCUGCUGACCCAGGCCCUGGAGAAAGCCCUUCGAGUCCGGAAAGGCAUCGUCCAGGUCCAGUCAGAGGAGAGUAUCUCCAGUGGGAAAGCUGCCCAGCCUUUGGUCGCUGCCCAGGCAGGCCCUGGGGCCAGGCCAAAAGCUUGUGUUCCAGCAAGGCCCCCAGCUACCUCUCAGAGGACUAACAGUGGGGUGAAAAGGCCUGCCAGAGCCCCCUCUCAUAGGGGCAGGGCUCCCGGAGAUGUUCUCACACAUGCCAAGCAGCCAGACCACUCAGCUUCUCUAGAGGGGCUCGCUCAGCCCUGCCCUCUGCCUUCCCAGGGCCAAGUCCCUAGGUUCCCAACCUCCACCCCAGUUUCGGUCUCAAGAGAAGUGGGUGCUACUGCAUCCAAGACUGGGCCAGAACAAGGAAAGACCCAACCAGACCUGAGAUCUGAGCCCUUCACACUCAAGGAGAAAGGGACCCAGCUGCGGCUGCCUCUCUUGUAUAAGAAAAUUGCUUCCAGAAAUUCCAGCCUGUGGGCCCAGAUCCAGCACUCCCGGUUCGAUGGUGAUGCCGAUGUGGCUGCUGCCAAAGCCCAUUUCCUAGAGAGGAUGAAGAAGACCUUUGACAUGCCUGGCCCAGCCAUCAGCCCUGCUGAGGUCCAGGAGGAAGUGACUCGCCUGGACCGGGCCUGCCACUUACUGACCCAGCAUCUGGAAGAGACUCUGGCCAUGAGUGGGGAGGCAGCUGCGGGUUCCCUGAGCUUGGAACAGGAGUACCACCGUCUGGUUACCCUUGAAGGGCUCCAAGCUGCUGUGGACCGGCAUCUGCUUAGACUACAGGAGCUUCGAGAAGCGGAGGAACACAGGAGGCCCGGGCCUGCACAGAGCCCUCCGUCGGGCCCCAUCCUGCGUGUAGCUGGGAGGCCGUCCCUCUGGAACACCAGCCGGCUUUCCUAUUCCAGCGCCCGAGAGCUGCAGACCGCGGCGGCCCUCAGUCUCCGAGUGGCCGUGCUGAAGCAGCAGAUCCAGCUCCAAGAGGUCCUGAUGGAGGAGCUUCUUCCCCUGGCGGGAGCCGAGAACCCCAGCAGCCCGGCUCAGCUGGCGCUGUACCGGGCCAUCCACAGCCAGCUCUGCGAGGCCGGGGAGCACUUCUCUGUCCUGGUGAGAGAGGAGCCUUCUGGCUGAGCCGCCCUCGGGCCACCGGCCAUCCAGGGCUCCUGAGCCUGCCGCCCUCCAGGACCCGAGUCUGUGCUGGCUGCUGCCCCGAUGUCCUCUAGGACCCGGCCUGCUGCUGCACCCAAUGGGAUGAGGAUCCCCGCCGACAGCUAGGCCCAGCGUAGGGAUUCUGGAGAGCAUGUGGAGAAGGAAGGAAAGCCUCUGCUCUGAGAGGUGGCGGCCUAGAGGUGGGGGCUUCUUCCCCGUUCUGGGGGCCCUGGCCACCAAAUCAGUGAUGUGCCCUCAUCCCUGAGCCCCCUCCGUGAUGCUCCUCUCCCCACCUCACCCACACAGGACGUUUGUUCAGUGAGGGAGUGAUCGGGAGGUCUGUUGAAAGGCCCCGACGGUCAUCUCUCCUGGGGGGGGGGGGGCUUCCAGGAGGAGGCAGCACUUGAAGUGUGGAGCUGCUCCAGGGAAGAAAAUUCUGGGUGGGGGACAGAAUUAGCACCGAAUUAGAAGAGAUGGCAACACCUGGCUGUUUGGAGAGAGCAGCCCACAAGUGGGGCCAGCUUGAGGGGUUUGGGUUUGAUUCUCUGCUUGUGGAAGGAGAUAUGUGUGUGUGUGUGGGGGGGGGGGGUGUCAGCAGACCAAGGCUCUUCUCUCAGCUCUGUGCCGUGCUCCUGGGAGGCAGGUUUCUUCUGUAUCGGGUGAGAAUAAGCUGCUCAUAAGGAACAUCAUAGAACUGUCUUGAGAAAGUACUUUGUAAGUCUUAAAGGACUUUGAAAAUGUGAGUUUUGUCAUAAUAAAGGUGUUUAUGAUUCAAA